AUGGAUGUUGUUGCACUCUACCCCUCGGUACCACAAUUUGAGGCGGUUAUGCUCGCCAAUGCUAAGCUUGUUAAGGAGGGUUUUACAGCGCAGCAAAUCCUAGACAUACGAGAGGCCUUACUUUUUAUCACGGAAAAUAAUUACUUUCGAUUCAACGGGAAAAUAUAUCUACAGAAACAAGGGGUACCUAUGGGCUUUCCGCUCUCUGCUAUAUUGGCGGAAUUGCUCAUGCGACAUGUUGAGCGAAGAGUGUUUAGCUUCCCCCUCACCAUAGCAUACCCACUUUUAUAUCUUAGAUACGUGGACGAUAUUAUAGUAGCCUGGCAACACAUGGAAGAGGAGUUCCAUAUCCUCAAAAAUUUUCUUAUGGAGGUUUAUUCUACCAUCAAGUUUACCUGGGAAAAGGAAAAGGGAGGAGAAAUUGCAUUUUUAGAUCUAAAGAUCACCAAAGCCCAGGAUGAGAUAUUGUUCUCUGUGUUCCAUAAGUUCAACAGCAUACCUCCUUUAAUCCCGGCCACCGCGUACCAGCCGCAACACUAUGUCAACGCUGCUAUUGCCCCUCUAAUUAGAAGGGCCUUUUUGCUCUCUUCUAAUCAAGCUCUUGUCAACAUUGAGCUUGAGACUAUAAGUGCAGCGGUAAGCGCGGCUGGUUACGCUAGAUCUAAGUACAGGUACAUCCUUGGAAAGGUUAAAAGAUCUCUAUUUCCUGACACAACUUUACAGGCCUCGGAAAAAUGUAUGAUAAUCCAGCCGCCAUUACCAUUCUGUGGCCGUAUUACCGGCCGCGUUUGCCGUAUUUUUAGGCAGCAUGCUCUCUUCCUGCCAGUGUCGCCGCAGCCAAACCUUAGAAGAGUGUUAUGCAACGACAGGGAUCCUUUGUCUGUACUAGAGUGGUCUGGAGUGUAUUCCAUUCCAUUGGAAAGUACAACAUCGGGUGCUCAUACCCAGUAUAUCGGAGCGACAUCCAGAAUGUUGUCUUGCCGCAUCUCUGAACACAAACAAUCUAUUAGUACGGGUAGAUGCGACACCGAGUUGGCAAGAUUAGUGUUGCAACACCAAUUUUCUCCGAGGUGGGACCAGGUGGGGAUACUCAAACAGUGUGAUAGCAGAAACAUCCUGUAUAUAUGGGAGGCGCUGUUUACCAGCGUGUUAAAUCCAUGCAACACUCCCACGCUGGAUGUGCCUUCCUUGUGGGUCAACUUGUACAACAGACUAAAACAACGUCGCUAG
Molecule: messenger RNA, 1230 nt
Organism: Centruroides sculpturatus (bark scorpion)
Lineage: Eukaryota; Metazoa; Arthropoda; Arachnida; Scorpiones; Buthidae
Exons: 1
Coding region: 1-1230 (409 amino acids)
Source: RefSeq, a predicted model, not a curated record